GGGGGACAGGUCGCUGGGUAGCUGUUUGAAAAUGACAUGACAGCGAUUGCUUCGUUAAAGUUCCUCCAGCGCAAAAAUACGUUAAAGUUAUACUGUAGGUCUAAACAUCACUAUUAUAAAUUCAUACACAGUUCCAACACCGUUAUCAAUUGCUACCGCCAGUGCCAACAUGCCAAAACAAAUACACACAAAAUAUCACGCCAUAAAGCCUGUCCAGUGGAAUCUAGAAGUCAGUGGGAAGGGCGGAAGAGGCCAGGAAGGGGUAAGGGGUAACUUUUAAAUUUGAACAGCCUAAGCAAAAAGCCAGUGUCAUUGCAAGGUGCAACCAAUCAAUAGGAACGAGUAAAGGUGAACUGGUAAGGCACAUUAAUCAAUAGAAGAAUCAAUACAUUUUACAAUAUGGAAGGUGCAGUGGGCCACUUAAACGACCAUGAUUAUCUACAUAUAUCAAGACCAAGUGGAAUUUGGGCACCACAAAGCAUAACCCAUAUAGUUUUGCAAAUAUUACAAAAACUAAGACCAAGAAAUACAGUGACAUUUCAAUUCAAUCUAAUGCUGAAGUUCAUUGCCCACAUUUCUCAACAUGAAACAAACUGGCUGGCCGUAGUCAGCAGUAUGAUGGAGAACAUGCCUAUUGAUUCUUAUACGAUUACUGCGAUCGUAAUUAUAAUGCGCGCUAUACCGAGUCCAAAUGUAACUACAGUUAACAUGUUACUGCACGAGCAACACCAUUUGUCCGCGCACCGCGCUGUGGCGCCCUACCUUUGUAUUCGAAGAGAGAACAACAUCUGCGUUGUUCUCAACUGCUUAGUGGAGAAGUUGAUAAAUAGUAGAAAUCAUAAUGAUCUGGAGUUACAAAUGAGAGCUUUACUUGCACUUGAAAAAUUUGCUGUCACCAAUGAUAAUAAGGCAAAGAUAUUGGAAAAACUUGCACAAAUAAACAAAAAUCAUUUAACUAAUUUGGAGAUGUUCCUUGCGGAUACUGCUAACGAAUAUUCAGUUCGCCGUGAAAUUGGAUAUUGCGCCAGAUGGGCGCUGGAUAAUAUUUUUCCGAAACCAGGCAGACAAUUGUCCUAUGAUACAGUGGACAUAACAACUAUAAAUGGUAUGCUUAAAAAUGAUAGUGGAAAUAUCUAUCUGAAGUAUUCACCAGAUCUUAUGGAAAUUAGGAAUGAUACCAUAUUGUCUCAAACAUUACAUGGGACCUGUGAGGUGGAGGAAGGAAUGUGGUACUACGAGAUUACCUUGGUCACCAAGGACUCC
Messenger RNA from Papilio machaon (common yellow swallowtail), 1263 nucleotides. RefSeq names its product RING finger and SPRY domain-containing protein 1-like. The transcript is spliced from 6 exons. Lineage: Eukaryota; Metazoa; Arthropoda; Insecta; Lepidoptera; Papilionidae. Gene Ontology annotation, cellular component: cytoplasm. Gene Ontology annotation, molecular function: ubiquitin-protein transferase activity. The annotation marks the transcript as partial. The record is from RefSeq and is a predicted model, not a curated record.